Myotis brandtii (Brandt's bat) is the source of this 1038-nucleotide messenger RNA. RefSeq names its product exosome component 4 (gene EXOSC4). The transcript is spliced from 5 exons. The coding region runs from base 1 to 990 and encodes 329 amino acids. The record is from RefSeq and is a predicted model, not a curated record. Gene Ontology annotation, biological process: rRNA catabolic process; U4 snRNA 3'-end processing; nuclear mRNA surveillance. Gene Ontology annotation, cellular component: nucleolus; nuclear exosome (RNase complex); cytoplasmic exosome (RNase complex). NCBI's taxonomy places the organism in Eukaryota, Metazoa, Chordata, Mammalia, Chiroptera, Vespertilionidae.
AUGCAUUUGCGCCUGCGAACCUCCGAGGGGAGACCCGGAUCCAAAGGCGAGCCCUGCGCGGGCGACCGGGCCGGCGUGGGAACCGGGAAUUCGGCCCCCGCGGGCCUCCAGCUGGUGGCCGACCUGGGGCUCAGCCCUGCGUCCCCGGACGGGCACUGCCCAAGUUCCCCGGGACCGGAAGAAGUGGAGAGCCGGACCGCCGGAAACCGUCCUGCCUCCAUCGGCCGCUGCCCCCCAGCGCGCUCCCCUCGAGUCCUCCCCUCGCUACCGACUUCAGCGUCUGCACCGCACCUCCCCACGUGCCAAGACCUGACCCCUACAACCGCGCAGCUGCACGCGCGCGCCCUACCUUUCUGCACCUGUCACCUCAGACACCAAUUUCAUUCCUUUUUCUCACUCUGUCUCCCCACUAACAUAAGCUCCAUCCGGGGCUCCCGGUCCCGAGCCCUCCCAGACAGGGCCCUGGUCAACUGUCAGUACAGCUCUGCAACCUUCAGCACCGGUGAGCGCAAGCGGCGGCCGCAUGGGGACCGGAAGUCCUGCGAGAUGGGUCUGCAGUUGCGUCAGACCUUCGAGGCAGCUAUCCUUACGCAGCUGCACCCACGCUCCCAGAUUGACAUCUAUGUGCAGGUGCUGCAGGCAGACGGUGGGACCUACGCCGCUUGUGUGAAUGCAGCCACGCUGGCCGUGCUGGAUGCGGGGAUACCAAUGCGGGACUUUGUGUGCGCCUGCUCAGCGGGCUUUGUGGACGGCACAGCCCUGGCGGACCUCAGCCACGUAGAGGAAGCAGCUGGCGGCCCCCAGCUGGCCCUGGCCCUGCUGCCAGCCUCGGGCCAGAUCGCACUGCUUGAGAUGGAUGCCAGGCUGCAUGAGGACCACCUGGAGCGGGUGCUGGAGGCCGCUGCCCGGGCUGCCCGAGAUGUGCACACCCUGUUGGACCGAGUGGUCCGGCAGCAUGUACGCGAGGCCUCUAUUUUGUUGGGGGACUGAGCAUCCUGCCACCUGUGCCCAGAAUAAAAUCCACACACCAUCCUUUGA